CCACACACUAAUGAGGAGGGGGGCUGAGUGCAGCAUACCUUCAGCAUCCACCCUGAAGCGUUAAGACCCUCAGGUGUCCCUAUUGGUGCCCUGGGCUCCCCAGGAUCAUCCUCCCCAGCAACGGAAUGGAGCCAGGACGCUUCAGGAUGUUGGCUGUGGACUCUGGGAAUUACCUGUGCUCCCCCGAGGAGAAUAUCUACAAGAUCGACUUCGUCAGGUUCAAAAUCCGGGACAUGGACUCAGGCACUGUCCUCUUUGAAAUCAAGAAGCCCCCUGCCUCAGAGCGGUUGCCCAUCAACCGGCGGGACCUGGACCCCAAUGCCGGGCGCUUUGUCCGCUACCAGUUUACACCUGCCUUCCUCCGCCUGAGGCAGGUGGGAGCCACGGUGGAGUUCACAGUGGGUGACAAGCCAGUCAACAACUUCCGGAUGAUUGAGAGGCACUACUUCCGCAACCAGCUGCUGAAGAGCUUUGACUUCCACUUUGGCUUCUGCAUUCCCAGUAGCAAGAACACCUGCGAACACAUCUACGACUUUCCCCCUCUCUCUGAGGAGCUGAUCAGCGAGAUGAUACGUCACCCCUAUGAGACACAGUCUGACAGCUUCUACUUCGUGGAUGACCGGCUGGUGAUGCACAAUAAAGCAGACUAUUCCUACAGUGGGACACCCUGACACUCACCCCUCCCCCCCCUCAAGCCACCCCUUACCCAGGAGACUCUAGCCUGGGUCCUGCACUGUGACUUUUCCAGCAUCGUCUCUUAAUUCCAGGUCUUCUACUCGGGGAUCCUCCAGGAGCCCUGGACCCCGAGUCAGUGUUGGUAGGAGGGGUCUCUGUCAUCCCCAGGCGGAGUCCCUGAAGCCCAUGGGGAGAGGUAAUAGGGGAGCUAUCCAUGUCCAGGAAGGUCUCCUGUGAGAGUUCAGCCAGGACUAAUGGAAAGCCCAGCUCCACCCUCUUGGGCCUAAGUUUCAGAAUAGUGUCCCUCUCUAGGCUGCAGCUAGGUUAGUUCAGGAAACCUGUUUCCUGUCUUCAGGAAUCCUGAAUCCAGCCCUCCACUUCCAGGCCAUAUAGAGUGGUAAAUUCACAAAAAUCCACAGAGGGUCAGGACCCUGGCACCAACCCUGGCUUCCCCUGUCAGGGGCUAAGACACUGCCUGAGGCCUGGGAGGUAUUGGUCCAGAUUAUAGCGUGGACCAACUGUAUAUAGUUUUCAAUAAACUUUCUCCU
Dipodomys ordii (Ord's kangaroo rat) is the source of this 1223-nucleotide messenger RNA. RefSeq names its product unc-119 lipid binding chaperone (gene Unc119). The transcript has 5 exons. Gene Ontology annotation, biological process: mitotic cytokinesis; visual perception; negative regulation of caveolin-mediated endocytosis. Lineage: Eukaryota; Metazoa; Chordata; Mammalia; Rodentia; Heteromyidae. The record is from RefSeq and is a predicted model, not a curated record. Bases 126 to 671 code for a protein of 181 amino acids. Gene Ontology annotation, molecular function: lipid binding. Gene Ontology annotation, cellular component: spindle pole; intercellular bridge; spindle midzone.